Molecule: messenger RNA, 3266 nt
Organism: Hippocampus zosterae (dwarf seahorse)
Lineage: Eukaryota; Metazoa; Chordata; Actinopteri; Syngnathiformes; Syngnathidae
Gene: nucb1
Product: nucleobindin 1
Exons: 11
Coding region: 52-1410 (452 amino acids)
Cellular component (GO): endoplasmic reticulum-Golgi intermediate compartment; extracellular exosome
Molecular function (GO): calcium ion binding
Source: RefSeq, a predicted model, not a curated record
AUUUAAAAGUACUAAAAAAGACCUUUAAUGUAACUCUAAAUAAGCUGUAGGAUGAGGGUGGAAGGUGCCUGGGUGCUGCUGCUUCUCGCCAUCUCUGUGUCAUCAGUGCCCAUCGACCGCAAAGAGGUCCACCAGGAAGUCAAAGAUGAAGAACAAGUGGAGAGCAUGGACACGGGUCUGUACUACGACCGAUACCUCCGAGAGGUGAUUGAGGUCCUGGAGACAGACCCUCACUUCCGGGAGAAACUGCAGACGGCAAACACGGAGGACAUAAAAAAUGGCCGCCUUAGCAAAGAGCUGGAUCUUGUCAGCCACAACGUUAGGACGCGUCUGGACGAACUGAAGCGGCAGGAGGUGUCGCGGCUCCGGAUGCUGCUCAAGGCCAAGCUAGACAGCACCAACACUCAAAGCCUGCAGAUGGACCACGCCUCCCUGCUCAAGCAGUUUGAACAUCUGGACCCGAACAACCAGAAUGCCUUUGAGGCCAAAGACCUGGAGCUGCUUAUUUCCACGGCCACCAAAGACCUGGAAAACUACGACGCUGAGCGGCAUGAGGAGUUCAAGCGCUAUGAGAUGUUGAAAGAGCACGAAAGGCGCGAGUACCUGAAGGGUCUGGACCAGGAGAAGCGGGAGAAGGAAGAGCAGCGCAUGCAGGAGCUGAAGAACAAACACCGAGAGCACCCCAAAGUCAACGCUCCUGGCAGUGUGGCUCAGCUUAGGGAAGUUUGGGAAGAGACCGACAGACUGGACCCCAAAGAGUUCAACCCCAAGACCUUCUUCAAGCUGCACGACACCAACGAGGACGGUGUUCUGGAUGAGCAGGAGCUGGAGGCGCUUUUUACCAAAGAGCUGGAGAAAGUGUACGACCCCAAGAACGAGGAGGACGACAUGAUGGAGAUGGAGGAGGAGCGGCUGAGGAUGAGGGAGCACGUCAUGAAGAACGUGGACACCAACAAAGAUCGACUGGUCAGCCUGGACGAAUUUCUCAAGUCCACAGAGAGGAAGGAGUUCAACACUCCCAAAGAAUGGGAGACUCUGGACGCCAAGCCAGCCUAUACCGAGGAGGAACUGCAGCGCUUUGAGGCGGAGCUCCGUGACAAGGAAGAGGAGCUGAAGAGGAAGGAGGACACGCUACGGCAGGAGCAGGAGCUGCUGAAGGAGCGAGGAAAAGCUUUGGAGGCCCAGAGGAGGGAAUACCAGCAGGCCGUGCUGGAGAUGUCGCAAAGGCAGAAGGACCAGGCAGCAGCUGAAGGACAGCCGCCGGCCGGCCCUCAAGGGGAACUUCAGUUCCGGCCUCCACAACAUGAAGAUAAAGCAGGAAAAGUUGCUGUCGUGGAAAACGUUGAAGAUGCCCUUGUGCAGAAUAAUCUUCCCGCCGAACCGCCGCAGAACCUGCCCACGCACACCUGACCAGCGCACGCACGCACACACAGACACACACACAUACACACUUCUUUUAUGUGCACUGAUAGACAUUAGGGGUUGUACAGACUAGUCGACUUGACUACUCCACAAUGACAUUUCGAGCGCAUCAUCGACUAGUCGCGAAAUAUGAAUUUUUGGCUUGAGGAGGAGGCAGAGCCAUUAACUAUCACUAGAUUUAUGCAUUUGUUUUUGUAAGCCCAUCAUUCCUUUGCCCAUGGCCAGCUUAAUUGACAUCGGAGCAUUCCAGCGCCUGUUUGUGAUGCGCUAUGGCCGUCAACACUGCUCCACCGCAUUUGGAAUAUCUUCUGCUUGAAGACUCUAAAUAGUACAAUGGGAGGAAAAGUCUAACGCUAACUCUGAGAGUUUGGCUUGUUUCAUCAUUACAGACAGUUGUAGCAGGCCUGGUGUUUUGAUGGUGUUCAGUGCCUUGUUGGCUAAUUGAAUAUCCUACUAUAGCUCGUUGGAAUGAAUCGUAAUCCUGAGUAGGUGGUUUAGCCAGAUGAAAGAUGGGAAAACAGUCACUGGUGCUCUUUCAAUUGCUUUAUUAGGCAAGUCAAGGCAAAUUGUAUUUAUAUAGCCCAUUUCAUACAUAAAACUCAAGUGUGCUUCACACAACCAAAAGCACGACACCAAACAGAAAAGCGGAAAGACAUUCAAAGGCACAGCAAAGAGAACAAAAGUAGCUUAUCAAAAUUACUAAAGGAGCAUACAUUGACAACAUUUAAACGCAUUCACAAGCAAAAUAUGAACACUCAACAAAUGAUAUUAAAAGUCAAUAAUCAGAAACGCAUUCUUAGCACACCUGCAGGUAGCCUCAACUGACAUGGUCAUUGAAAACUAGGAACUCUGAAACUAUCGUCAGGAAAUUCUUUCCAUUAGUCCUUUCUCAGAUUGCGGCCCCAAGUGGAGAAAAAUAAUACUGUACCUGCAUCUCACAUUGUACUGCUUUGAUACUUGGUGAUGAAGUGUAGGCAUGAAAUUUUCAAAUGUAUAAAGAAAUACAGUCAAUUCUUGGUUGCUACUUAAAAUCAUUUGCUUACUUUAUAUGACUAAACACCUGCGAUAUUUGAGAGAUUACUACGCUUUGGUGGAUAAUGACGCCCAUAAAGCGCCUCACACUUGUUGCCAGAUGGCAAUUUUACAGAGAUGCACUGUGCAACUGCAAAAGCUCUGAUGUCAAAUACUGUUGGCUUCACGUCUAUCCGGAUGAUACAUGAAGCUAAAUGGAGAAAAACAAAGUCAACAGUGACUUUUGGGACAUGCUGCAUUUCUCAAUGCUCAGCUUUGUUAUGUUCGGGAAAUCAAGUAAAAAUGAAAAAGGCGUCUUGAAAUUUGGAACCACGUUUUAGCCCAUACUAAUAAAUUGGAAGGAGGGUGGGCAGUGAUUCCAGUUCACACCAAGUGCGCUGUAAUUAUAUGCAAAUGGCCACCAUACAGAGGCCCCUGCUGUGCACUAGAACAGGUGUCCGUGUUUGGUCACGUUGUGUUUCCCGACUCCCAGCGGCAAGCACACCAAAUAAGAUUUUUUUUUCCCUCUGGCUGGAAAUGGCUUCAUGCCGACGUCCCACCCAUUUUAUUAAUGACGAUUGAUUAUUGCAAGGUAUUCCCUCCUCCUGGUUUUUUUUUUUAAUACUACUGUGUUGAGAAAAUAUUAAUGGUAUCAUCUGCGACUAGUCGAUGUGACUUUCAUCACGUUAGAGUGUCGACUUAAAGUUGUGCAACCCCUACAACGUGAAGAAUUGAACAGAAGUUAAGUGUUCUUUUGUUGUGAUAAAAUGAAAAAUGUUCCGUUUCAUUCUGGGUUGCUGUAAUUUUAAAUAAAUUCUUAAUUUAUCUCCAAA